Messenger RNA from Mandrillus leucophaeus (drill), 1085 nucleotides. It is a transcript of the gene UBB, whose product is annotated as ubiquitin B. The record is from RefSeq and is a predicted model, not a curated record. NCBI's taxonomy places the organism in Eukaryota, Metazoa, Chordata, Mammalia, Primates, Cercopithecidae. Gene Ontology annotation, molecular function: protein tag activity; ubiquitin protein ligase binding. The transcript is spliced from 2 exons. Gene Ontology annotation, biological process: modification-dependent protein catabolic process; protein ubiquitination. The coding region runs from base 251 to 940 and encodes 229 amino acids. Gene Ontology annotation, cellular component: nucleus; cytoplasm.
AAGGAAGUUUCCAGAGCUUUCGAGGAAGGUUUCUUUAACUCGAAUUCAUCCGCCCUAUAAUUUUCUCAUAUUUUCCUAAAGAAGGAAGAGAAGCGCAUAGAGAAGAAGGGACAUAAUUUGUUAGGAUCCUUCCUUACGGCUAUGAGGAAUUUGUGGCUCAGUUGAAAAGCCUAAACUACGUUUCGGGAGUUUGGGCGCGGCGAACUACUUUCAGCGGCGCACGGAGACGGCGUCUACGUAAGAAGUCAAAAUGCAGAUCUUCGUGAAGACCCUGACCGGCAAGACCAUCACCCUUGAGGUGGAGCCCAGUGACACCAUCGAAAAUGUGAAGGCCAAAAUCCAGGAUAAGGAAGGCAUUCCCCCCGACCAGCAGAGGCUCAUCUUUGCAGGCAAGCAGCUGGAAGAUGGCCGCACUCUUUCUGACUACAACAUCCAGAAAGAGUCGACCCUGCACCUGGUCCUGCGCCUGAGAGGUGGUAUGCAGAUCUUCGUGAAGACCCUGACCGGCAAGACCAUCACCCUGGAAGUGGAGCCCAGUGACACCAUCGAAAAUGUGAAGGCCAAGAUCCAGGAUAAAGAAGGCAUCCCCCCCGACCAGCAGAGGCUCAUCUUUGCAGGCAAGCAGCUGGAAGAUGGCCGCACUCUUUCUGACUACAACAUCCAGAAGGAGUCGACCCUGCACCUGGUCCUGCGUCUGAGAGGUGGUAUGCAGAUCUUUGUGAAGACCCUGACCGGCAAGACCAUCACCCUUGAGGUGGAGCCCAGUGACACCAUCGAAAAUGUGAAGGCCAAGAUCCAAGAUAAAGAAGGCAUCCCCCCCGACCAGCAGAGGCUCAUCUUUGCAGGCAAGCAGCUGGAAGAUGGCCGCACUCUCUCUGACUACAACAUCCAGAAGGAGUCGACCCUGCACCUGGUCCUGCGCCUGAGGGGUGGCUGUUAAUUCUUAAGUCUUGCGUUUGCAGUGCCCAGUGAUGGCAUUACUCUGCACUAUAGCCAUUUGCCCCAACUUAAGUUUAGAAAUUACAAGUUUCAGUAAUAGCUGAACCUGUUCAAAAUGUUAAUAAAGGUUUCGUUGCAUGGUAGCA